Molecule: messenger RNA, 11949 nt
Organism: Talaromyces amestolkiae
Lineage: Eukaryota; Fungi; Ascomycota; Eurotiomycetes; Eurotiales; Trichocomaceae
Exons: 5
Coding region: 1-11949 (3982 amino acids)
Biological process (GO): positive regulation of protein catabolic process; protein polyubiquitination; proteasome-mediated ubiquitin-dependent protein catabolic process
Molecular function (GO): ubiquitin-protein transferase activity
Source: RefSeq, a predicted model, not a curated record
AUGGGGAGAAUCAAGAAGGCGGCAGGCUCAAAGCAUGAGGCUACAAUUUCGCCAUAUCUGUCCGAAUUUAUUAAGCUUGCGACCAAGACCCCGCUCGCUCAGCUUCCAUCACAUCUCAGGACCCUUCCACGGACAUGGCCAUUUCCACGAGGCGAUCUUUAUCACUGGAUACCUCUGCUAGAUCGAUUCGACGAUAUCUUGGCUUCUGUCAUUGAACGUUAUGGCUUAAAUAUCGGUCCUCAAGUGACGCCGUUUGGUCGAUAUGUCUUAGAGGAUGCGGUCGCCGGUCAGGACGAUAAUGUCGAUGAGAUACUCAACGGCCUUGGCUACGGCUCCGAGGGCGAUCGAGAACUUGUCGAGGUUAUUCUAGCAUUUUCACAGCUGCUACAAGAGAAGUGUGGGAAUCGCAGUCUAUACAGCAGCAGUGAUCGACUGAACGACCUGUUGAACACAACAUCAAACUCCCUUUUGAUAACCACCCUUCGACUUGCUCUUCUACUCGCACAACGAUACCACGCUCGGCAACGCAAUGCAAGCGCCACCCACUUCCAACAAGCCCUGCUUGCUGCCCAUUACAAUAUUGAUCUAGACAGGGUACAAAAACUCUCGUCGCCAUUUCCUAGACCAACUAUGUCUGGAAAGCCACCAGCCGCACCAACCGCCCCUGUUGUGAAAGCAAAGGAGAAGGCAGUUCAGACAAGACACGACGCCAACGACGCGGUUGUACUUUUGCGUGAAAAAGAUGGGUGGGAAGAAUGGGGAACUAUACGUGCUGUGUAUUACCCUAGUGUUGCUGAUCAAGAGAAGCAGCCGACGGAAACGCAGUCAAGCGAGCAGUCCCAUCAGCAACAAGCUCCAUCUACCCCUACGCCACUGCGAAGAAGCGCUACCAUGCCUACGCCUCGCCUUAGUCGUAUGUCUAGUAACGAAGAGUCUCCCGUGUACGGCGCCACGCCAUCUUCUAGACUAGGGGAAUCCACUCGGAAUUCCAAAUUGAUCGAAAUACCUGCAAUGGUUGUUACAGCCAGCCCAUUGGAGACCAUCCUUGGGGCAAAACUAAGUGAGGUUCCGACGGAGUCCAAAUACGAUUUCUUACACCGCGCCCGGGUCGCCCAGUCCUUAGUGAAAUCUGACUUGACUCGUGAACAGAUUUUGACCAUCCGGAUUCUUGCACUUACCAACCUGGCAUACUUAUAUCCUGAAGCUAUUAUGCAGCAGAGAAUAUUGCAACUAGAUUCAGAUCAGCCUAAACGGCUACAGAUCACCUACCAGCUUGCUGAGUUGGCUCAUCUAGGCGCUAGCGGAGAUCUUACAGUACUACGAAGCACGCAAACCGCAGCUCUAUAUGCCUUGGAUGCUCUCACGAAACACAAAUCAAGGUCUGCUGAUGUCUGCGCAGCCUUGAAUGUCAACGUCAACCACGGAAUCCUCAUGUUCCUGACCCGUAAGGCAAUUGCAGAGCUCUCUGCUGACCAGGAUGAUGGCGAAGAGUCUGAUGACUGGCGAGACGCACUACUUCUGUUACUCCGGACGUUACCAGGUUCAAGUUCAAGAACGCCCGAAACUUUGAUCGCCGCUGGCCUGAUUCCUAUGUUUGUGGACGUUCUCAAUCUACGCACAGAAAAGGCACGACGUGUCUACCCACGUGUUCUAGAGUUUCUUGAUACAUUCGUACACGCUGUGCGAGAUGCCCUUGGGACAUUGGCUAACGCUAAGGGCUUCGAUGCGAUUUCCGAUUUGAUAGGGUUUGAGACCAAAUCUGCUUUUGACAAUGUCAAUGAGGGAAUUGGUAUACCGACCGAGUAUCGCACCCCAUCGGUUGAUUACGACAUUCCGUAUUUUCAACAACAAUCCUUGAGAUGGCUAUUCAGAUUCGUGAAUCACAUUAUGCAGCAUAACGGUGGAGGCUUUGAUCGAUUGUUACGAAACCUUGUCGAUUCUCCUCCAUUGCUGAUUGCGCUCCGACUCGUCUUCGAAAAUGCGAAAAUAUUCGGUUCCCAUGUCUGGAGCGGAGCGGUCAGCAUCUUGAGCAGCUUCAUACACAACGAACCCACUAGUUAUGCUGUCAUCGCUGAAGCCGGUCUUAGCAAGAGUCUAUUGGAAGCCAUUACUCUGAUAGAGCUGAAGACCCCGGAAGCUGAUGCCACUGUGAUGACCGAGGAAAUCGAUUCUGCGACUCAGCCUGGUGCUCCUUCGUCCGCUUCCUCGACUGCUGCAAAUAUUUCCCACCGCCUAUCUCGAAUUCCCGAUCAGCAGCUGGCUCGUGGUAUCAUACCUGCCUCAGAAGCAAUGUCUUGCAUCCCGCAGGCUUUCGGUGCCAUCUGUCUCAAUGCGGCUGGACUAGAGCUGUUCCAAUCUUCAGGUGCCCUAGAAAGCUAUUUUGAGAUAUUCGAGAGCCCCGUGCAUGUUAAAUGUAUGGACGCAAAUCUAGUCCGGUCUCUGGGAACGACUUUUGAUGAGCUCGUCAGGCAUCAUCCGGCUUUGAAAAAAUCCGUCAUGUCGGCCGUCCUCGUGAUGGUAGCCCGUGUUGGUUUGUUGUGUAAGAAGCUGGCUUACAAGGGCGCCGGGUCCAAAUUAUGGACUUCUGAUGAACAAGGAAAUCUCAAAGUCUUAGGAGGCAAGUACGGCCUGUUCACUGAAAUUGGCGAGUCAUACGAGGACACAGUGAAGCGUGAUGGGCAAUUUUCUUACCCUGCGUUGCGGGAAGGAACUCUGCCCAAUGGCGGUAGUAUUGAACUUGGCCCAAUCACUGACUCAGAUUUGGGAACUAUUCGAUCUGCUCCCUCAGAUGCAGACGAGUGGGGACUUACUGCUGCGAACUACAUCUAUCCUGUGAUGCGUUUCCUAGGAGCGUUCUUCGAGAACCAGGUCAAUUGCACAUAUUUCAUUGAGACCGGAGGCGUUGAAUUUAUUCUAGACUUUGCCACUCUGCCCAGCUUGACUUUUGAUUUUCAAAGUCGCCAGGCAAACAAUGAAUUGACUCAGUUGGUUCACAUGAUGGCCGAAACGAAGCCUCAUCUUGUUAUACCAUCAAUAGUCAAGCGGACCCAAGAUUCUGUUGAAUGUCUUGCCGACUUCUACAAAGAACCUAAACCGGAAGGAUUCUUCACCUCAUUAACGAAGCCCGACCUCGGAGAUGCUAUGGACACUGAGUCAAUCGAAGGUAGUGAUAGGCUAGCGAAAGAACGAGGGACGUAUUAUGUGAAGCAUUUGGUUGCCACACAUGUACUGACUGAUAUUCUUCGUGAGAUUUACACAACUCCGAUGUAUCAAACACGCCCUAGCCAACAAACAUCGGCUUUUUCCCAAGUCAAUCUGACAGAGCAGUAUACAAAUCUCGUUAAAUCAUUAGGCCAACUUCACGCUGCCUGUGUGUGGGACGAAAUACUUAUACAAAAGAACUUACCGCAACGCUGGAUUGAAGCUACAAAGGUGCGGGGUUACGAUUUGGGCAGUGACGAAGCUAACGACGCGCUUGGGCUGUCCAUUGGUGAUGACAGACGAAAUCUUCCGUCCAAUGUCGAACCAACUCCACCAACUUCUUCUACAGCACCGACUGCUUCAGAUGAUAAGGUAUCUGAUACCGCACCAGCUGCAUCUGCAGGUGAAGGUGCUCACUCUGAAGAUGAUCACAAGCCCGCGUUCAAAAACACACAAACCCUUCGCUACCUCCUCAGCUCUUUGCCGACGACAAUCUCGGGGUUCUUCCAUCUGCUUGGACAUGGUAUCCUUGGGAAGCGUCGUCCUGACACUUACUCCAGACAGAAUGCGUCAAUGGUGGCUGAUGCCAUCGCCGGGGUUGUACUUCGUCAACUUCAACUGGAAGCUCCCAAUAAGUCUUCGGAAGUGAAGGAUCGCUUUUCGUACCUCAUUGUGAUAUUGUCUGCUUUCACUCAAUUAUUGUUUGAAGCACCCGUUGAACGAUCUCAUUCUCACUGCCUAACCGCCAUUUUGUUUGCAUUCAAGAGACAGAAUGGCUUGAGUAUGAUGAGAAAUCUUUGUGGAUUGUUUUUACAAGAAAUCAACACCUUAGCACCCCAGGCCGGAGGGGUUGAUGACCCCAACAAAUCGGCUCGCCUUGCAUCAGCCUAUGGCGGKUUGAAGAUUAUUUUGACAUUCUUCUCGGAGAUUACUUCUGCCAAGGAGUCAAGCCAGGCGCAGGCCCUAGCAUCCACUGAGCGGGAGCGAGACCGCCCUGAUUACUUCAGUGCUGGUCAAUUUCUGGUGGAUCUGCGAAUGGAAGUUUUACCCAUGGUUAGAGAGCUUUGGAGUUCCGAUUUCGUCGAUAGAGCUUCGAGUUCUAUCGUGAAGUGUCUUGUUGAAAUUCUCCGCUCUAUUCUUGAUGGUGAACAUGAACAGGGGGCUGUCGUUCAGAAGAUAAAUGGCCACCAAUUUUAUUCAGAGUAUCCGAAGAAGGAAUUUUUCCUCAACCAAGAGCGGUUGAACACGCUUGUCGAAAGAGGUUAUGACUUGGAAUUAGCUCACGAGGCUCUUUUCCGUUGCAACAAUGUUUUGGCCACAGCAGAUGAGUACUGCCAUGCCCAGACUUGGCUGCGACCACCACCAAGACUGCAACCAGAGUCUGACUUAGAGUCGACCAGAAGGACCAACGCAACUACUGAAGAAGCACCAGUAGCUGAUGCAACCUCUAACUUGUCGGUGACGGAUACCAAUUAUGCUUUAGCAAGAAUUAUUCGUGAAGGACCGCCUCGCUUAGUGCAAGGCGACGGUAGCUCCAACAAUAAUAUGGAUCAUGAAGCCGGUAGCAAUGCGGAGUUUCUUACAAGAGCACUCAGUCGGUAUUUCAGUGAUCCAGAAGCUCUGCUAAACGAGUCUCAAAAUGAUCCCUCGUCACGAAUGCACCGUCGUGCCCCAAGUGAGUCCGUAGGCCAGUCAACAGAGCUGCGCAGGCGUGAGAUCACGACGAUCGAAGAUCUCGAUGCGGAACGCGACAAGGUUCGGAAGAAUAUGAUAGAACGAUGUCUCGAUGUUCUCAAUGUUCACCACGAUGUCACUUUUGAAUUAGCCGAUCUCAUUGCAUCCGCAACGAAGAAACACCGGGACCCAGAAGGAUUCAGAAAGGAAGUCGGUGAAACCUUGGUGCAGUCACUGAUUUCACUACAAAUUGAUGACGAUGUCCAGCCUGCUGGUAAGAAAAUUGCGGCUUACGCUAAUCUACUGGCGCUGGUUCUCCAGGACAGAUCGAUCUACCAAGCAACGAUAGAAGAGCUGAAAGAGUGCUUCUUGACUCUACUUGAGUUCAUCAAGAUUCCUGUUUCUGACAAGGCAGCAAAAGAAUCCUCACCAUGGGUCGGACAAGUUCUGCUAGUCAUCGAGAAAUUAUUGUCGGACGAUGCUCAGCCACCCCAGAUUCAGUGGAACGCUCCUUCAACACUCGAUGAGCCUAUAGAUGCUGGACCAGCUUCUCUCAAGCAACCUCUGCUAUCUACCGAUGAGAAGGUGCAAUUAUUUGAAUCCUUGCUUGAGGUUUUACCUAGAGUCGGAAAGGACGAAAGUCUUGCCUUAUCAGUGUGUCGAAUUCUUGUUAUUCUCACAAGAGCUAGGCACAUUGCAGUUCGUAUGGGCGAGAAACGUAAUCUUCAACGCCUCUUUGUCAUGUUGAAACAGCUCUCAAGCUCUUCCAAUGAUAAACUACAGGGUGCUUUCAUGCUAAUCUUGCGCCACAUUGUGGAAGAUGAUGACACUGUUCGACAAAUCAUGCGAAACGAGAUAACUGCAAGCUUCGAGUCUAGGUCUUCAAGGCAGACAGAUACGACUGCUUAUGUGCGACAGAUGUACCAUCUAGUUUUGAGGUCCCCCGAACUGUUUGUUGAAGUAACAAACGAGAUACUCAAAAUCCAGCGUUUCGAACCAAGUCAGAAGCCUCAGAACCUAGCUUUGAAAGUCACCAAAUCCGAAACAGCACCAGAGAGCAAAGAUAUUGCAGACAAAGCUGUGGAUACCGUUGAAGACAAGGAACCUUCGGAAACGAAAGACAAGGGCAAAGUCGUCGAGCUGAAGCCGCCAGUAAUCGAGCAUCCCGACGGCGUGAUUCAUUACUUGUUGUCUGAACUACUGUCCUAUCGUGAUGUGGACGACAAGGAUUCCACCUCAGAGGCCGUGGAAGGAAGCACUGCAAAUAUUCCAGAGCCACAGAAUGAGUCUGAAAUGUCCGUCGCUGAAACAUCGCCAUCGUCCUCAAUUGCAGAUCUCAGUGCUGCUCGAGAUACUAAGAAGCAAGAAAAGCCAACAUUCAAAGCAGAUGACCACCCCAUCUACAUUUACCGAUGCUUCCUUCUUCAAUGUUUGACUGAGCUGCUUUCCUCGUACAACCGGACGAAAGUGGAGUUUAUAAAUUAUUCCCGCAAGGCAGACCCUAUGGCAACCACGCCUUCCAAACCUCGUGGAGGAGUUCUGAACUACCUUCUCAAUACUCUAGUGCCUACAGGGACAUUGGAGCAUGACGAAUCAGUAACUUCCAAGAAGCGCAGCAACACAUCUUCUUGUGCCAUGCGAGUGCUCGUGGCAUUGUGCACUAAGACGGGCGAGUUCGGUGGAAAUAAUAGACGGCGAAAUGUUGAAGACGAGGAAGAAGAGCCUGAAUUGCUGUUCGUUCGCAGGUUUGCUCUUGAGCACGCUCUGAAAGCAUACAAAGACGCCAUGUCCUCCACUGAGCCACUGGACAUGAAGUACUCGCGAUUGAUGUGCCUAGCAGAUCUUUUUGACAAAAUGCUUAGCGGCUAUACAUUUGCUAGCGGUGACACGACGUUCCCAUCGUCUACAAGACAACUCGCCAAGACGAUGUUUGAAAAGCAUUUUAUCUCUUCGUUGACAGCUUCAAUUGCUGAUGUCGAUCUUAACUUCCCCGCAUCAAAAAGAGUCAUCAAAUACAUUCUUAGGCCUCUGAACAAGCUGACGCAAACUGCUGUCAUACUAAGCGAAACUUCAAGUAUCUCAACUUCAGGCGAGACCGAAGAGUACGAAAUAUCGUCGGCGACAUCUGUCUCGGAUAUCGACAAUGGUCGCGAAGAAACUCCAGAUCUCUUCCGCCAUUCCACCCUGGGCAUGUUGGAGCCUAAUCAUGAAGAAGACACUAGCGAGGAGGAAUCUGAAGAAGAUGAUGAGAUGUUCGAUGAUGAGUAUGGUGAUGAGAUGGAUUACGAUGAAGAUCUUCCCGAAGAUGAUGGAGAGGUUGUCAGCGAUGAAGAUGAGGAUCUUGAUGGCCGUGGUCCUAUUGAGGGCUUGCCAGGAGAUACCGGCAUGGAUAUUGAGGUCCUUCUCGACGAAGACGAAGAUGAUGACAGUGAUUCAGACGACGAAGAUGACGAUGAUUCAGACAUGGAUGACGAUGAUGAAGAUGAUGAGAUUAUGGCUGGGGAGAUUACUGGCGAUCGCGAUAAUGACAGCUUAGAGGGCGAUGAAGAUGAUGAAUGGGAAAGCGAGGACAUGUCGGAAGAUAAUGAAGAGGCAGCCGAAAUGCUCAACCAGCUUGAGAGUGAAUUUGGUGACUUGAGACAGGUCGACCCUCAUGUUGAAGGAUCGCGAUUUGAGAACCUCUUCCGUGUUAUCCAUGAAGCAGCGGGUGCCAUGGACGAUUUCCCAACGAACAGCUUGGGAGGCGAUCCACAGGAAGACUUGGCUGUUGAUGGAAUGAAUGAAGAAGAGGAUGAAGAGGAAGAAGAUGAAGUUGAUGAAUUGGAAGAAGGAAUGGAUGAUAUGGACGAUGAUCAACUUUCUUACGAUGAAGGUAUUGAUGAUGAGGACAUGGAGCCCUGGGGCUGGGAUGGUGAGGAACCACCAACUUCUCGCCAUCAUCAUCACCACCAUCAUCGCCAUGUACGUGGAACACCAGCAUGGACAAGCUUUCCUAGUGGCUUCAACCGAAAUGGAAUCAUUCCUAUCCCCCCGUAUCGCUCUCAACGCUCUCAAAUAACCUCUCGCAACACCGACGAUGGCACGAAUCCGCUCCUCAUCCGUACUGAUCGUGGACCUGACGGCACUGGGCAAAUUCGUGGCCCGGGCACUGAAGCCUUCACGGAUUGGGUUCAUGGAGUAGAUUCAACGUCGGCAGGACGCGUCAUUUCCAUGGACACGCCUGUAAGCUUUAUGAACGCCAUCAUGCAAGCCAUUGAAGGUCAAGGAGGCCCUGGUUUUGGUGUCAUUACUCGACCAGAUGGUAUUCAUGUCCAUGUUGACCGCCGCGCAUUAUUGCCUGGGAAUCAGCUCCAAAGCAUAUUUGAACUAGGACGACCACAAAUUCCAUCUAGCAGAUCUCGGGAUGAUCCAUCGCAGUCGAUCAGCUUUGCUCUAGCAACGACAACUGCUAGGUGGCAAGAGGAGGCUCGCAUUCUGUUCAGCAGUAACCACCUCGAAAAGACCCAGCGUGUCAUCAACUCCCUAUUGCGUGUUCUCGUGCCCCCCGCCAUUGAAGAAGAAAAGAAGCGUCGAGCCGAAGAGGAAGCAGCCCGCAGACGCCGGGAGGAAGAGCGAUUGGAAAAGGAGAGAGCCGAUCGUCUCGCUAGAGAGGAAGAAGAACGUGAACAAAGAAGAAAAGAGGCUGAGGAGGCUGCUCGGCGCCAGGAAGAGUUGGCACGACAAGCCGAACAUGGAGCACCUAUCGUAGAGGCUGAGGAGGUUGAUGAGCCUAUGAACGAUGUUGACAGUGCAGAGUCGCUAGCCGAAGCCGCCGCUGAAGCUCAAGAAACUGGACCUUCCGAACCAGCGCAGCGGGUUUAUACCAAUAUACGCGGUCGUCAAGUAGAAAUUACAGGCAUGGACAUUGAUCCGGAAUACUUAGAGGCUUUGCCGGAAGAUCUCAGAGAGGAGGUCAUUAUGCAACAAUUGGCUGAACAGCGAUCUCAAGCCGUUGCUUCUGGAGAGGAGCCUACAGAUAUCAGCCAGGAGUUCCUGGAAGCAUUACCGCCCGAAAUUAGAGAGGAGAUUCUUCAAGCCGAAGCCUCAGCUCGGCGACGUCGCGAGCGAGAGUCUGCUCGUCGACAAGCUGCUGCGAGCGGAGCCCCAGCUCACGCAGAAGAAAUGGAUCCUGCAAGUUUCAUGGCAACCCUCGAUCCUUCGCUGCGACAGUCUGUGCUGGCAGAUCAGCCCGAUGAGAUUCUAGCUACACUAGGACCGGAGUUCUUGACAGAAGCCCGUGCACUUCCUGGAAGGCGGCUUGCACAAUUCGGAGAUGUCGGCCGUGUAGAGCAACGACAGCGAGAUGAGGUACAUGAACAUGAUACUAAAAAGCCCCAACGCCGUCAAAUUGUGCAGAUUCUUGACAAGGCUGGAGUUGCCACGCUACUUCGUUUGAUGUUCAUGCCUCUACAAGGUAAUGCGCGCCAUCAGUUACACGACAUCCUCCAUAAUGUCUGUGAGAAUCGCCAAAACCGGGUAGAAACGAUCAGCCUUGUUCUGUCCAUCCUCCAAGACGGAAGCUUAGACGCAGCAGCGAUCGAGCGGAGCUUUGCUCAUUUGUCGCUACGUGCUAAAAUGCCCCCCGUUCAAAAAACGCCUCAGUCAGCCAAGCGCAAUCAAGCCCCUCCGGCGUCGAGUGGUGCCAAUAACGACGUAACGCCUCUUCUUGUUGUGCAACAAUGUCUUGACACCCUUUCUUUCCUGACUCAGUACAAUCCACACAUAUCCUGGUUCUUCCUUACAGAACACGAAUCAGCUUCCAUGCUCAAACUUAGAGCUUUGCGCAAAGGCAAAGGAAAGGAGGCCAAGGACAACAGAUAUCCUCUCAAUGCACUUCUCUCGCUGUUAGAUAGAGACAUGAUCAUGGAAAGCCCGAAUUGCAUGGAACAACUGGCCCAUCUUCUCAGCACUGUAACUCAGCCUCUCACUAUUCUUCUUCGACGUGAAAAAGAAAAACAAGAAGAAACCUCCAAAGGCAAGGAACCGCAGCGUCCCGAUGAAACCGAGAACGAUUCAGGUCAUGUCGUUGUUGAGGCUACAGAGGUACAUGAUACAGAUAUGCCUGAAGCUACCGAUGCUGCGGGCACCAAUCCAAGCGCGAAUGAGGAGAAGUCGAAGAAGCGGACUAUAGAACCUCCAGUAAUUCCAGAUCACAAUUUGCAGCUGGUGGUGGGUAUUCUUGCGGCCCGUGAAUGCAAUGGCAAGACUUUCCGGGAGACGCUCUCGACAAUCAACAAUCUAUCAGCGAUUCCCGGCGCAAAGGAUGUCAUCGGCAAAGAACUCAUCUCUCAAGCACAGGCCUUAAGCGAAGCAAUUUUGAUCAAUCUUGAUGAAUUGCUUCCGCAUAUCGAACAAGCAAGCUCUGGCACGGAUGUACAAGGGUUGGCGUUGUCGAAAUUCUCACCCGCUAGCUCCGACCAAGCCAAGUUGCUCCGUAUUUUGACAGCACUCGAUUAUCUGUUUGAUCCCAAUCGUGUUGACAAGGUCAAGGGCGCUGAACCAGAAUCCGCACCCAAAGAGGAUGUUCUUAGGACAUUAUACGAAAACUCAACAUUUGGCCCUCUUUGGAACAAGCUUAGUGCGUGCUUGACAAUCAUUAGACAAAAGGAGAAUAUGCUCAACGUCGCCACGACUUUACUUCCGUUGAUUGAGGCUCUCAUGGUUGUUUGCAAGAACACAAGCCUCAAGGAUGCACCCAUUUCGCGACUCACUAGGGAACACUCGGUUGCAACGCCUACCUCGGAAACUGGCCCCGGAAUGGAGAACUUGUUCUUCAACUUUACUGAAGAGCAUCGUAAGAUUCUCAACGAGCUUGUCCGUCAGAACCCACGACUCAUGAGCGGAACAUUCUCUCUGCUCGUCAAGAACCCGAAGGUCUUGGAGUUUGAUAACAAGCGAAACUACUUCACCCGCCGCAUCCAUUCGCGGGGCGCCGAAGUCCGACAACCUCAUCCUCCUCUCCAACUCUCUGUUCGACGAGACCAAGUGUUCUUGGACUCUUUCAAGAGUCUGUACUUCAAGACUGCAGAGGAAGUCAAGUAUGGAAAACUCAACAUUCGUUUCCAUGGCGAGGAGGGUGUCGAUGCCGGUGGUGUGACGAGAGAAUGGUUCCAAGUCCUUGCACGUGGCAUGUUCAACCCCAAUUAUGCGCUUUUCAUCCCAGUUGCCUCUGAUCGAACAACAUUCCAUCCAAACCGAUUGAGUGGGGUCAACACUGAACACUUGAUGUUCUUCAAAUUUAUCGGCCGCAUCAUUGGCAAGGCUCUUUACGAAGGCCGUGUUCUUGAUUGUCACUUCAGUCGAGCUGUGUACAAGAGCAUCCUUGGAAAGUCUGUGUCUAUCAAAGAUAUGGAGACGCUAGAUUUGGACUACUACAAAUCUUUGCUGUGGAUGUUGGAGAACGAUAUCACGGAUAUCAUCACUGAAACCUUCGCCAUCGAGACCGACGAUUUCGGCGAGACCCAGGUUAUCGACCUCAUACCAAAUGGUCGCAACAUUCCCGUGACACAGGAAAACAAGGAGGAGUACGUGCAGCGAGUAGUUGAAUACAAACUGGCUGGUUCUGUCAAGGAACAACUUGAAAAUUUCCUCAAAGGUUUCCACGAUAUUAUCCCACCUGAUCUCAUAUCAAUCUUCAAUGAACAAGAGCUCGAGCUGCUCAUUUCUGGUCUGCCCGAGAUUGACGUUGACGACUGGAAGAACAAUACGGAGUAUCACAACUACUCUGCCUCGUCGCAACAGAUUCAAUGGUUCUGGCGAGCAGUCCGGUCAUUCGACAAAGAAGAGCGUGCGAAGUUGCUCCAAUUCGUGACCGGCACGAGUAAAGUUCCACUCAAUGGUUUCAAGGAGCUGGAAGGUAUGAAUGGAUUCAGCAGGUUCAAUAUUCAUCGGGAUUAUGGCAAUAAGGAACGCCUGCCAAGUUCUCAUACAUGUUUCAACCAACUUGAUCUGCCCGAGUACGAAAGCUACGAGGAUCUCCGUUCACGACUGUAUAAAGCCAUGACUGCCGGCGGCGAUUACUUUGGCUUUGCCUAA